AUGACAGAAGAAACGGAGAAAAGGGUAUUGAUGCUUCAUGGCUAUGCUCAAUCUGAUGCGAUAUUUAGCUCUAAAACGGGAGGUCUACGUAAAGAGUUGAUAAAGUUAGGAUAUGAACUAUAUUAUCCGUGUGCACCAAUCAAAAUUGAUCGGGGAGGCGUCAACGAGGAAACAACAUAUGAUCCUACUGUAGAUGGUAUAGAAUUGCAUGGAUGGUGGAUUCGGGAUUUCAACGGUAGGUUGCAAAUUCCACAUACCACAUACAGCAAGAUACGUGAGUAUAUAGUUGAGAACGGUCCGUUUGAAGGGAUCAUUGGAUUUAGCCAAGGUGCGGCAUUUGCGGGGUACUUGUGCACAAACUUCCGGAAAAUAGUAGGGUUGACUAAGGAACAACAGCCUGACCUAAAGUUCUUUAUCAGUUUCAGUGGGUUUAGGCUUGAGCCAGACCCGUACUAUAAACAGUAUCAGAAAGACUCCAUAAACGUACCAUCGUUGCAUAUUAUGGGCGAGUUGGACACCGUGGUUUCAGAAGAACGGGUGAUGGCAUUAUACGAUGCAUACCCAGAUAAUUCCAAAACCUUAUUGAAACACGCCGGAGGCCAUUUUGUGCCAAACUCAAAGGUAUUUGUCACAAAGGUGGUGAACUGGCUAAAAUCACUUGAUCAGCCUUCUAUAGCGGAAGACUUAGGAAACCCGAAAAAAUGCGAAAAGGACGGUGAUAUGCCUGAGCUAGAGGAAGAAUUGCUAAAUAUUAUCGACGGCUUUGGUAAAGCUUGA
Molecule: messenger RNA, 777 nt
Organism: Eremothecium cymbalariae DBVPG#7215
Lineage: Eukaryota; Fungi; Ascomycota; Saccharomycetes; Saccharomycetales; Saccharomycetaceae
Gene: FSH3
Product: putative serine hydrolase
Exons: 1
Coding region: 1-777 (258 amino acids)
Cellular component (GO): nucleus; cytoplasm
Source: RefSeq, a predicted model, not a curated record